Messenger RNA from Sphaeroforma arctica JP610, 2125 nucleotides. RefSeq lists its product as hypothetical. The transcript is spliced from 10 exons. Bases 97 to 1134 code for a protein of 345 amino acids. The record is from RefSeq and is a predicted model, not a curated record. Lineage: Eukaryota; Ichthyosporea; Ichthyophonida.
CUAUGGGAAUAUACAUAUAAAGAUCGUUAUCGCAGAAUAAGCAUGAUUGCAUCACUGCUUAACUUCACUACAGGGGUUUUAUAGCAUUUGUACUAGAUGUCCAGUCAGAGCGCUUCGCAACCGACAGAUCGUCUACUUGGCGAUUUUCUGGCAAAUCGUCAGAAUACCGGACUCUACGAUUCGACCAGCUUAAGAAAAAGCCGCGUGGAGAUUAAUGAUGAGUUUCUGCACGGCGAAUCCGACAGCUCUGCUGCUAUCCGCACAGAUUAUUUUGGCGAGACCAUUCGCAACGUCAACAAGAGAUCGUACACUUUCCUUGUAUUGAUGUUAAUCGAGUUGCUGGCUUUGUUGACAAUGUCUCUUUACCAUGUCUGGGAUGAUUUUCCGGUGACCAGCAAGACACGAUCUGACUUUGUCUACUCUCUGGUCCUUGCCCUCAAUAUUUUAUUUUGCAUGUACUAUGUCAUCCAUGGAGUGCUGAAGGAGAGGUCGAUAGAACUAUUUACCUUUUUAGCAGGUAGUUUGAUUCUGACAGCGUACGUCAUUUACGAGUUUGUCAUCUACAAUGGAGAUCGAGAACUGGAAAAUCGAAAAUGGAGAAUGAUAGUGUGUUGCCUUUGCGAGCCUUUCAACAUCAUUGGGGCUAUGUAUGUGGCAAGGGGCUUCGGGUGGGUGAAUUUUAUCAUCAUCGGUGCUGAUAUGGAACUCGGAGCCGUCUUCGAUACUCUAUGCACGUACUUCGCCAUGUUCAAAAUAAAUCUGCAAAUGGCGCUAAGUCUGAUAGCUCUGAGCUUCUUCAGUCAGGAUAUGGCCUUCGACUACGAAUGGGCGAUAGAAGCUGUUGCUUUCAGCUGUUUACUCCUCAACAGUGUGAUAUCACACUACAUGUUCUCCCGUGAGAUCAGCAUGCUCAGAUGGUACGUAUUGACAUCGUUGGCACAGCCGUUGUAUAUCACUUGGAAGCUAUUGGAGGUGUCAACCGUAUACCCAGAAUCUUAUCACUCCUACGUCAGAUUACCGGUUCUGAUAGCAGGUUUUACCGCCUUGAUGACAUACUUUCUCACUGUCGUGUGGGCACAUAAGGCGCGCAAUGGAUUUGGGAAAGGUCUGCGCCUCCGAAACAUUGGUUCAUGAUUCUAAUCUCCAGAGAUAAGGUGACGAAGGAGGGAGAUAAAUCGAGCGUAAUAUGCUCUAAUACCAUCUAUACGCGCUGACAAACUACAAAUGUUCGUAGCCACAAGGAUAUAUAGUGUAUGGAAACCGGAAUUGAGAGUGAUGGAUCCAAACUGAUAUGCACCGAUGUUGAAGAAUAUCUGUACCGUUUUUUCAAAACAAUUGUGGGCUGUAGAUAACUCCGCCCGCACAUAUUACCGGGAAGUUUGUAGAAUAACAAGACGUCAUAUUGGGAACGCCUGUAUUCCUCUGACACGCCUGAAUAACACAGGGCAAAAAUUGUUUACUCAAGUCAACUACAAUACCCCUAUAUAUGCAUGGUGCAUGAGGGACGCUUAUUGUAUCAAAGGCUUCUCACAAGGGACGUUUGUCCGGAACGGCAAUAAUACCCGAAUUAUAUACUUAGAAUGAAAGCCACUAUGUCCAUAUUGAGGGCAGGAAUGAUCAUGAUGAGAAAUAGGUCGUGGACCGGAUAGGUGCGAUAAUCCGAGGUUAUACUGCAAACGGUACCCUCUAAUAGUAGCCCGGCAUAUGCUUCUCACCUGCUGUCGCUGAGGAUCAAAGCGCACUGUUCUAUACAAUUAGUUGUGACAAUUGCAAUAACGGGAACGUGCUGGGUAUUCUGUAACUCUGACUCCAAUAGUGAGCAUUAGCGGACUACUGCCCUUCCAUCGCCCAAUUCUAUGAUACAAGCCUACUUCAUACUAUUGAUUACUAUUCGGAACAUUCGUAUAUAUAAACGAAUUGAGAGUCACGAUUUUCUACUCGAUUUCGAUUUUCACUCUGCUUUAUGCUAGUUCAUUUGUUGUCGAACAAGAGCAGGUAUUUAGGUAGCUUACAAGGGAUCAACAGAAAUUAUAUGCAUUCAGCGGGUGGGCUGUUGCGUUGGUACUUUAGGGUUUUAUUGGUUCGACUCGAUCUGUUGGUUUGAAAAAUUCGGCAUUCAAGAACU